This is a messenger RNA of Ipomoea triloba (trilobed morning glory), 1629 nucleotides long. RefSeq lists its product as uncharacterized. Gene Ontology annotation, molecular function: acyltransferase activity, transferring groups other than amino-acyl groups. Lineage: Eukaryota; Viridiplantae; Streptophyta; Magnoliopsida; Solanales; Convolvulaceae. The transcript is spliced from 3 exons. Bases 46 to 969 code for a protein of 307 amino acids. The record is from RefSeq and is a predicted model, not a curated record.
AAUCAUCGGAUUACGAUCACGUUCUCCUGUCUCAUCUCCUCAGAAAUGGCCGCUAGUAUUUGUAGCUCCCUCUUCUUCAACCCCCGAACUCACCAUCACCGCCACGACUAUGUUUACCACAUCGCCUACUUCAAAUCCCGUCAAGAUUCAAUCUUUACCCCAAAACCCACUCGCCCUUUCGCCAUCUCCUCCAAUUUCAACUCCCCCAAUCUCAUCUCCCCUCUACUCUCAACCCCGAACUCUUCCUCAACCACAUCCCUGCAAAACCCUCUCCCAACAGGCCGGUUUCUCGCCAAUGAAGACCUCGACAAGCUCCAGUUCCUCGAGAACUACUCGUAUUUCCAAGAAUUGGAGUCUGGGUCACUCUUGGUUAGCGUGAUGAGGCAAGAGGAGAUGGACAUGACAGUGAGGUUAUUGGCAAAGUCCUUUGCGGAGUCCAUGAUGAUAUCCUUGGGGUAUUUGAAGCUCUUGGAGUUUUUUGUGAAGCAGUAUUUGAUUGAGAGGAGAAGCUUGAUGCCUCACACUGCAACCCUUCUUGGGUUCUACAGAGAAAAUGGGGAUGGGGAAGAGGGAGAGUUGAAGCUGGCUGGGACUGUGGAGGUGUGUUUUGACAGAAGGGGUGCUAAUGAUAGCCCUCACACACCAACUGCUCCCAAGAAUGCUCCUUACAUAUCCAAUAUGGCUGUCAGGCAAUCUUUGAGGAGGAGGGGCAUAGGUUGGCACCUGUUGAAAGCAAGCGAGGAACUGAUUUCUAAAAUGAGUGCCUCAAAAACGGUCUACCUGCACUGUCGAAUGAUUGAUGCAGGACCAUACAACAUGUAUACCAAGGCAGGUUAUAGCAUUGUAAAGACCGAUAGUAUCUUGAUCCUGCUCACGUUGCAGAGGCGUAAACACUUGAUGUGCAAAUAUCUUCAAGACAUCGAAAGCCCCUCAGAAGUUGAAACACCCGUAGACCAACUCACACUAUGAAUCUUCAUGUGAAAACAGAAACAAGCUAUGGGGGAUGGAUUCAGGUCAUCAAUUUAUCGACAUUACUCGGGUUUAUAUAUCCCUGAAAGGAAGCAUGCAAUUUGAUUGGUAAUACACUAACACUUGCAGAACCUGCAUACAAUUCUGGAAAUCAGAAAUAUGAAUCUGAAACUAGAAAUGAUAGCAUUGCAAAAUAUAAAGGUGAAAGCAAAAAAUCGAGAAGCAGAAGUAUAUGAGGAUCGAUCUUGAUCCUCAGAGUUGCAUCUCUGCUGCUUGUUCCGCGCUGUGACUACCAAAAUGAACGACAACUCUCCAAAUAGAUCCAGCUAUUAGUUUGUCCAUAAUAUGAGUACACUCCAAAUGCCUGUUUUUGAGACCUUUGAUCAUAUUCUGGAACUGAAGUCCCUUUUGGUGAGAGAACUCGAGUUGAAAUAGAAUCUGAAUUCCAAAUUUAUCUAAAUCAUGAUUCCUAAGAAAUCUCUAUUGUAUUCCAUGCCAUUUUUUUUCCCUUUACUACAUGGACAAAGUAAUGAUUUUUUUUCCCUUUACUAAAAGGUUGGAAUUAGAGAUUAUGAUGUGUGUAAGUUCUUGAAUGAUACCAAUGUUUUGUGCCAAGACAUUCUGAGUUGUUGUCAAAUGGUCACAUUCUUGAGUUUUCUA